This is a messenger RNA of Penicillium nucicola, 999 nucleotides long. RefSeq lists its product as uncharacterized. Gene Ontology annotation, molecular function: protein serine/threonine kinase activity; ATP binding. The record is from RefSeq and is a predicted model, not a curated record. Bases 1 to 999 code for a protein of 332 amino acids. NCBI's taxonomy places the organism in Eukaryota, Fungi, Ascomycota, Eurotiomycetes, Eurotiales, Aspergillaceae. Gene Ontology annotation, biological process: intracellular signal transduction; protein phosphorylation. The transcript has a single exon.
AUGACACCCUGGAGUCUCUCCCCAGAAUCGCUGCAAGCCAUCCAAGUACCACUCAUACCCCAAUACAAACUGGCAGACACGACUACUCUUUCCCAGCUGGAAUCUUCCAAAACUCUUUUCCAACUCACGGGCUCUCCCAAACUCACAGGCCGACUUCCACCAGGCGUCAGAGAAAUCAUCUCAUCCGGCGGAUGCAUAGUGGGACUCUUUGGCGAAAUCCCCGUCGCCAAUGACCCAAACAAACCAUCACCAAUCUGCACAAAAGUCCUCAAGUAUACAAAGGACGAAAAUGACAGAAACUACUUAACAAGCAUCAAGGUUGAAGCCCGAAUCCUUGACAUCCUCUACAAACUGGGACCCCAUCCCUCCAUCAUGCAAUCAGAAGGUCUGACCGAAGACGGCCUGGUACUCAAAUACUAUCCCAACGGUGACAUGCGCGAAUACCUCAUCCGCUUUCCAAAUGUUAGUCUUGAGAUACGGCUAGACUGGUGCCAACAACUUGUGGCAGCUGUCUCAUUUGUCCAUUCCAAGAACGUUAUACACUGCGACAUUGAUGUCUCAAAUAUCCUGCUGGACACCAACCUGAACAUCAUCCUUUGUGAUUUCCAAGGAAUCCUGAAAAACAGUGCAGGGACCUAUCUGCUAGAUGGUCUAAGUCGUGAAGGGCCGAAAUCCAGCAUGCCACGGCCGUCACUCAAUUAUGCAGGGGAAAUCACUGACAUAUUUGCUGUUGGCUCGGCCAUGUACCAUAUCAUCACGGGCAGCGAGGUGUUUCCAGAGCUGGAUUCUGUUCGACAUAAUGUUGAGAUUCAACACCGGUUUCGGAAUGCCCAGUUUCCCAGAGAUGAUUAUGUUUGCAGUCAUAUCAUCGAGAAAUGCUGGCGAGGGCUGUAUAGCUCUAUUGAUGAGGUUGGCGAGGAAGUCUUCCAGAUGCAAUCUGCUUCAUGGGCUGGUGAUGUGGCUCAGAAAUUGGAAGAUGGGUUCUUCUUCCAAAUGUAA